GGGUCAUUUGUCCUGGGCCUCCGGCGUCUAGAGAGACCGAGGGUCGCAGUGUGGACAUCGCGACUGAGAAUUUUGAAAAGCGGCGCGCAAUGGCCCUGGCAUGCACUCAGCUGCCGAAGAGUAUGAUGGGUGGCUGCCGAACGCUAAAGAGGUGGAGGAGCGUUUGCUUCAUGCUUGCCGGGUGUAUCUGGAACGUCACUCUAAAAUUGAUUAUGUGUUUGGGUUUACUUCGGUUGGUACGAAGGGGGGGUUGGACGUGUCAUCGGCAUUCUUCUCCUUGUUUGGCCCUGAUGGAUAGGUAUAGGGUUCAUGGACAUGCUGAGGUGCAUUCUGAUCAGGCUUGGAUUAUUGAACGGACUGUUUGUGAUAUUGUGAGUACUCAUCAGUGAAUAGGCUAGUGAUCACCCUCU
This is a messenger RNA of Aspergillus candidus, 410 nucleotides long. RefSeq lists its product as uncharacterized. NCBI's taxonomy places the organism in Eukaryota, Fungi, Ascomycota, Eurotiomycetes, Eurotiales, Aspergillaceae. The record is from RefSeq and is a predicted model, not a curated record. The transcript has a single exon. Bases 90 to 389 code for a protein of 99 amino acids.